Messenger RNA from Marchantia polymorpha subsp. ruderalis, 2956 nucleotides. The record is from the annotation of a GenBank genome assembly. NCBI's taxonomy places the organism in Eukaryota, Viridiplantae, Streptophyta, Marchantiopsida, Marchantiales, Marchantiaceae.
AACUAAUGUCUCUUGCGGUUCAGAGUCUCUGAACCCAUCAUUCACGGAGAAGGAUUACCACUCUCCUCCUUCAUUUGACCCGUAGAGUCGAUUUUUGUUGUCUCCCUCUGGUCCUGAGUCUUCGUGCGUUGACUCGUUCCAUGAAAGCUGCCAUCGUUUUUAUGAAAUUCGCCUCGUCCUGAGUUUGCUUUCGUCUUUGGGCUUAAUUGCGUUAACCGUAAACGCGAUGAAACCUGAUUAUGAAUCGGAACGGGAGAUUUGGACCAGGGUAUAGAUACUAAUGGCCGUAGCACGAGAUGCAUUGCUCACGUUGAAUCUCUUAAUGCGGGAGGAGGCGGAGCAGUUUUGCGCAGGGAGAGCAAGAUUCUGUUGAUAUUUGUCCACUACAAUCGAGCCAGAGAUUCUGGGCAAAAGGGUGGGAGAUUUUGCUGUGGUGGAAAGUAGGGAAACGGGCAGAGCCAACGUGCAAACUAUCGCAUGAAUCUUGUUCUCCUCGUUUGUAGAAUUGGGAACGCCCACCGUGACCGAAGCUAUUCCUGGAUAAUCGAGUUCAAAGGGAGAGAAUGUGAGUGUCAAAAUUGAGGCAUUAAGGAUUGGCCGGUAAGUGGAGCAGCUCUUGCAGGUCAUUUAAGGUAGAAGAGUCGUGGUCGUGGGGUUGAGAUGGGGCCUAGACGAGGGGAUGAGAAGCGUCAGCCUGGAAGUGUGGGGUUCAGGCUCUCUGGAGACUUUGUGCCCGUGAAAUACGAGGAAUUGGUGCCCUUCUUGCUGGGGUUGGGUAAUGCUGCGAGCACCUUGCAGAAGAAAGCUGAGAACGUUUUAGAAUCAAUUCGUUUGGACGUUUUGCAACUUGCACAUGGCGAGGCGGUAUUAUUUCGGGAGAAAAAGAGUAGGACAGUUCGCGUUUCUGGAUUUGAGCGCCGGAUGUUUGCAUGUAUGUCUCAGUCUGCCACGAGUGAAGUUAAUGAGACGGAUACAUUUCCUGGCGAGAAGCAGCAAUUGCUCCAUGAUGAUAGGAAGACAAGCGCCAGCAAUAUACUCACCCUUCAUACUCAAGGAUCUUUGAGCCAGAGUCAAAUUCCGAUCAUAUCUGAGACUCCCGAAUCAGAAGCAGAGACGGAAGAUGAUGGUUUAACUCCACAUGUGUUGGAAUCUAGAGCCGAAAGGAAUUCGAAGAAUCCUGUGGAAUUGGGAAAUUUAGGGCGCAAAGGAUGGAUGGGUCAGGUAGGGCAGGUGCGAGUACUUUACAAGCAUAUAUCUGUUAUGGACAGAGCGAAGAUUGGAGCAAUAGCGGGAGGAUUAGCAGGAGCGUUCACUUAUUCAUGCCUUCAUCCUCUUGACACUGUGAGGACUAAGCUUCAAGCUCGUGGGGCUGCGGAGUUGUAUAAGGGACCCAUGGAUGUCGUGGUUUCUAUUCUCAAAACGAAAGGGAUUCUCGGAUUCUACAGCGGGAUUUCUGCUGUGAUUUUGGGGUCCAUGCUCUCUUCUGCCAUCUACUUUGGAACUUGUGAAUUAGGAAAGUCCGUGCUUUUUCAAAUGCAAUCGUGUCCUCCAUUGAUGGUGCCACCAAUUGCUAGUGCAGUCGGAAAUAUUGUCUCAUCUGCCGUAUUGGUUCCGAGAGACGUGAUCACCCAACGAAUGCAGGUAGGAGCUUCUGGAAGAUCCUGGGAAGUAUUCGUGAGGACUAUUAAUGAGGAGGGUGUAAGAGGACUCUAUUCUGGAUACUCUGCAGCUGUAGUAAGAGCGUUGCCUUCAAGUGUUCUGAGUUUCACCACUUUUGAGUACCUGAAAGCUCUAUGGCUCAAGAAGAACAAGAAGAAAGCGUUGGAACCAUGGCAGAGCGUGUUCUCUGGGGCAAUCGCCGGUGCUAUCUCUGCUGCACUCACCACCCCGCUGGAUGUGGUGAAGACGAGGCUUAUGACACAAGCAAGGAUGGGAGUCAUGGGAAGUGCGUCAGCAGCACCAGCGGCAGCAGUAGAAGCCGAGAUUAGAGCUAAAGCAGCUGCAGCUUCUUACCAGGGCAUUUCGUCAACACUGAAGAAGAUCUGGCUAGAAGAAGGAUUAACUGGACUGACAAGAGGCAUGGGCCCUCGCUUACUCCACAGUGCCUGCUUCUCUGCUCUCGGUUACUUCGCUUUCGAAACGGCCAGAAUCGAAUUGGUGAAGCGACACUUGGCCCAAGUUCAAGCUCUGCAGAUGGAGUCAAGUUUGGCCCCUGCUCCAGUUUUGUAGGAACACCCUCUUCUGGUAAGAUUCACCAUCUGCCUUGCAUCAGUUGAGCACACCGACUAAGCGAAGCGACUUAUGCAAAGUGCAUGUAUAUUCUGCCUAUGAUCCAGAUGCCCACUGAUGAAAGACAGCGGCAGAAAAGGUAUGGAUGGUAAGCUUGUUUUAUCCAGCGCAGUUUUGUAAUAUCGUAUCAAAUCUGGUCCCAUCAUCAUCUCACCUCUGUCGGUCACAAGCACUGAACGUGCAAUUUUUUACAAUUUACAUUCUACAUUCUUCACCUCAUUUGAUUCAAGGACUUCGGCACCAGAGUAUGGAAGGAUCAGUUAUUGUUCCACCACUGUUUUUUUGCAACUGCUUUUGGGUUUAAGGUCAGCCAUUUCUUGACCCCAUUACGUGUAGUUGCGAACGUACCUUUGAAAUGCUCACGUGCAUGAGGUAGGUUGAGUGUUGGAACUAGGUUAUCCCAAGUUUCAGAGGACAGUUUCGUAUGUCGAACUAUGUCAUCGUUUUGAUGAGCAACGUGUGUUGCAUUUCUCUUCGAUUCGUAAACCACAGGAGAUUCGCUAUCAUGUUAAGUUAGAGGCAACCUACGAUUUGCUGCAACAUCUUUUCUGAUUCAUGCCGAAAGACGGCGAUCCUUAGUUCACCUUAAGUGGUACAUUUAUUAAUGUGAAGAACUGGUGAUUCUUUGCCUAAUUUAUUUACAUAUCUUAGAGCUUUAGUCUCGCUG